Drosophila willistoni is the source of this 2826-nucleotide messenger RNA. RefSeq names its product serine/threonine-protein kinase hippo (gene hpo). Gene Ontology annotation, molecular function: protein serine/threonine kinase activity; ATP binding. The record is from RefSeq and is a predicted model, not a curated record. The transcript is spliced from 2 exons. Gene Ontology annotation, biological process: protein tetramerization; intracellular signal transduction; regulation of MAPK cascade. Bases 173 to 2083 code for a protein of 636 amino acids. Gene Ontology annotation, cellular component: cytoplasm. NCBI's taxonomy places the organism in Eukaryota, Metazoa, Arthropoda, Insecta, Diptera, Drosophilidae.
AACUAACCAUCAUCUCUAAUACAAAGAAAGAACAAUUUGUUGUAUGAAAAUUUAUUUAUAUUCGUGGUUAAAUUGAAAGCCAAACAGCACAAAGUCAUUGCCAUUUGUUAUUGUUUUGCUUGUAUCACGCGUUUGUGGUGGGAAAUCGAUCCCAAAAUAAGAAUAAUUCAAAAUGAAUGGCGAGUUAAAGAAAUUGUCGGAGGAGUCGCUGCUGCAGCCGCCUGAAAAGGUAUUUGACAUUAUGUACAAAUUGGGCGAGGGCAGCUAUGGUUCCGUCUAUAAAGCUGUGCAUAAGGAAAGCAGUUCCAUUGUGGCAAUUAAGCUGGUGCCGGUGGAGUCUGACUUGCACGAGAUCAUCAAGGAGAUCUCAAUUAUGCAACAAUGUGAUUCUCCCUAUGUGGUCCGAUACUAUGGAUCCUACUUCAAGCAAUAUGAUUUAUGGAUAUGCAUGGAAUAUUGUGGUGCCGGCAGUGUAUCCGAUAUAAUGCGUCUGCGCAAAAAGACUCUAACGGAGGACGAAAUAGCCACCAUUAUGUCUGAUACCCUCAAGGGUUUGGUAUAUCUUCAUCUGCGUCGCAAGAUUCAUCGUGAUAUUAAGGCAGCGAACAUACUCCUCAACACGGAGGGAUAUGCCAAAUUGGCCGACUUUGGUGUCGCCGGCCAGCUAACGGAUACAAUGGCCAAAAGAAACACUGUGAUUGGAACACCCUUCUGGAUGGCCCCGGAGGUCAUCGAGGAAAUUGGUUACGAUUGUGUGGCAGAUAUUUGGUCACUGGGCAUUACGGCUCUAGAAAUGGCCGAGGGCAAGCCACCCUAUGGUGAUAUACAUCCAAUGCGUGCUAUAUUUAUGAUACCACAGAAGCCACCACCAUCGUUCCGGGAGCCAGAUAGAUGGAGUACAGAGUUUAUUGAUUUUGUUAGUAAAUGUCUGGUAAAGGAUCCGGACGAGAGGGCAACGGCCACAGACCUCCUGCAGCAUGAAUUCAUUCGCAAUGCCAAGCAUCGCAGUAUAUUGAAACCUAUGCUAGAGGAAACUUGUUCCAUACGGGAGCAGCAAAGAGCUAAUCGAGCCGCUGACAUGGCUAUGGUCAUGAGUCAGGCCAAAAGUCUGGCCUGCCAAGAUCCCAGCAUGAUGCUGCCCGAGCAGGAGGAGGAAACGGAAUUCGGUGGCACAGUUAAAACCUUCAUUGACGACCCGGGGACAUUGGUGCCCGAGAAAUUUGGCAACUAUCAGCAGUCAUCUGCAUCGGAUGCAACUAUGAUAGCACAUACCGAACAGGAUACUGAUGAGGGCACACUAGGACCGGGGGGUCUAGGGCGUAAGGCUGGUGCUCUUGCGGCCGUACCAUCGGCUCCAUCUCCUGCUUCAGGUGAAGUGGCAGCUGUCGACUCUGGUACUAUGGUUGAAUUGGAAUCCAAUUUGGGCACAAUGGUUAUCAAUUCGGAUUCCGAUGAUUCUACAACGGCGAAACGAAGUGACGACCAAAAGCCACGAUAUCGUUAUCGUCCACAGUUCUUGGAUCAUUUUGAACGCAAAAAUGUCGGUGAUAAAUCAACAGAGUAUUCUCCAGCUGCUGCCGAACAGCAGCAACAGCAACAACAACAACAGCAACAACAACAACAACAGCAGCAGCAGCAGCAAGAGGAAAUGAACCAGCAUUUGGCAAGUGGAGCAAACGAUGCCAAUAAUUGGGAACAUAACAUGGAAUUACAAUUUCAACAAAUCUCUGCCAUAAAUCAAUAUGGAUUGCAGCAACAUCAGCAACAACAACAGCAACAGCACAUGGUUAUGGCAUAUCCGUUAAUAAACGAACAGAUAAAUCCAGCUCCACCACCACCCGCAUAUCAGAAUCAGCAUUUACACACACAAUCCCAUGCCUAUGUUGAGGGUGAAUUCGAGUUCCUCAAAUUUCUCACCUUUGACGAUCUAAAUCAGCGUCUCAGUCACAUAGAUCAUGAAAUGGAAUUGGAAAUCGAACAGCUCAAUAAGAAAUAUAAUGCCAAGCGACAGCCCAUUGUCGAUGCAAUGAAUGCAAAACGCAAACGCCAACAAAAUAUCAAUAAUAAUCUAAUUAAGAUAUAAAACUAACUAUAAAAAAAAAGUAACAAAUCAAAUUAGAUCUAUCUCAACACCCUUAAUCCCCCCAAGAAACCACAAAACGCUAGAAGUGAAACGAUAAAAACGAAAAGCUUUAAUGUAAAAUGCAUUGAAUGAUGAAAAACGAAGCAGGAAAUGUAAAAGUUGUUUUUUACACAAAACAAAAAACAGAAGAUUUAGCCGUCUUAUAUAUAUACAUACAAAACAAAAAAAAACAAAUAAUAUUCUAAAAUGCACGACCAUCGUUUCUUCCCUAUAAUCCCAAUGAUAAUAAUCCAUCUAUAUAUAUAUAUAUAUAUAUUCUUUAUGUUAUUAUAUAUAGUAAAGCGUUUACAGUAUGUUAAUACAGUAUCUGCUCGAUAAAUUUUAUAUUAUAUUACUUGGCCGCCGUUUUGUAUUAUCUAAUCCACUGCCUAGAUUUUGGCCAGUUCCCGGACAACUCGGGGUUUCCUUGUUGAUAUUUGAAUAUCGAAUAUUAUUGAUGGCAAUAUACGUAUAUAUAUAUAUAGAAACAAAAAAUGACUGAGAAAAACAAAAAAAUUGGUAAUAACAAUUGAAGUGAAACUUUUUAAUUAAUAACAUGUAGAAUUCGGUUGAGCCAUCUUAAUCAAAGUUUUUUUUUAGAAUUAACCUUUUUUUAUGUUCUUCCACAAUCUCCUUUUUUUAAUUCCUUAAUAAAGCACAAAACUACUCUGAGAAAUAGAAAAAACAAAGUCAAGCAAUAUAUA